This is a messenger RNA of Dreissena polymorpha, 8360 nucleotides long. RefSeq lists its product as uncharacterized. The record is from RefSeq and is a predicted model, not a curated record. NCBI's taxonomy places the organism in Eukaryota, Metazoa, Mollusca, Bivalvia, Myida, Dreissenidae. Bases 772 to 4086 code for a protein of 1104 amino acids. Gene Ontology annotation, molecular function: protein binding. The transcript is spliced from 21 exons.
UUUACUAAACAGGAUAAUGAACUUAGAACCGUGUCAAGUGUGUUUUCAAUCUUUAAAUUAAACUUCAUAAUAUGUAUGUCGAACUUCCUACCUGCAUACAUAUAAAUACCUGAUCUAGUCGAUUCCAAUAAACGUGGUCGUAGUUAAACAUAAACAGUUGACGGAUGGUCCCCUACGUGAUAUAGGACUGUUGCCUGUAGAUUAAAAGUUACGGUCACAUGAUCGGUUGGAUGGUUGAGUUGAGUUGUUGCGAUAAAAGUUGACGUGAAGUGUGUUUUUAUUGAACUGUCAGAACUGAUUGGUGUAACCAUUGCCGGUAUCAUGUUUACAUGAAGUGGUGUAUGUUUCAACUGGUAACAGUGGAUUUAUGAAGAAAAUAAGGACUUUGGUCGCCCAAGAAGAAAGUGUUUUUUAAGUGUCAGAAGACAUAUCAUCCAUUUCGUGUUCUUCUAUGAUACGGGAAUUUGAACAGCUCGUUCCCCGACAUUCUCCACAUCCCAAUGAACAAUCUAGCCCAUGUUUUCUACAAGAACAUCGUUUUGAAUCGCAAUAAGAUUUGCAAUUGCAUCUGACAACAUUGAACAAAUAUUCCGGGGCAGGCGGGAGUUGUGUUUUGAUUGGCACUAAAACUCCAUCAGAAACCUCCCAGCCCCAUUCUUCCGGUUGGAGAAUAGCAGUUGAUGUCAAGUUUUGUACCUGGAAGUACACGCGAAGCGAGUGGAAUAUUGCUGCAGAAGAUGUUGGAGUGUGUGGAGACUGAAGAAGAAUGAAAUGGAUUGUCUGCGAAUUUGCCUGUCAUUUGUCAUCUGCCUGUUCCUUACAAGCUUUCCGCAGAGAUGCAUGGCAUUAAACAUAACCAUGAGCCCUGCCGGUGAUCAAUACUUGUUGGUAGGGUCUACUCUGCAGUUGAACUGCACCAUUGUACAGACGCAUGGUGUCGCCCUAUCAUCUAAUGAUUCCUAUAAAGCACUUGAUCUCAGCAUCCGACACCGUAAUAGGAGCAUAUCCCAUGCUCAGUUUGAAUAUUACGAGCCAGAGUUGACACUGGCACUAACCAUUCACCAUGUAACACUCGCUGACGAUGGGAUGUACACAUGUCACCUCAGGAACAAUAACGAAAUAAAAUACUUGACGCUUUUCAAUGUUGCAGAGCCACCCGGUGAACCGACCAACUUGACCUGUGUAUCCUACAACCUCAACAACAUGACAUGUUCGUUCUCCCUCACUAACAUUGGUUCUAAUCCAGCUGUCAAUUGGACCAUAGAGUAUAAAACGCCGUCCGGUUUGGCUAAAUGUAAUUUCACUGGGAAAUGUGCUCCGAACCUCCCUGCACCCACCUCCUCUCUGACUGGUGGUAGUUACGGGUGUGAUUUCAUACCUAGCAACCGGUUCUGUCCCACCAAACAGUACACUAUAGUGGUGAAGGGUGAAAAGGAACAUUUCAAUUAUACAACACAAAAAACCUUUCUGAUAGUGGCUGAUGCCUCAGUAGUGAAGCCAAACCAUGUUGAGUCUCUGAGGCCUCAGCUGGUGUCAGACAAUUACACGGCCAUGCUGGACUGGGACUACCCUGCCUCCAUCGAUCCAAUCAAUAUGGGACAGAUGGAGUUCAGUAUCACUGUGACACACACGCUUGGCUGGGACUCAAGACACAUGAUAUAUAGACCACCAGCGCCUGAAGAAUACCUGUUUAUUCCCGAAUGGCCAACAAAGUUCCAGUACAAUGUGACCAACCUCAUGGCUUACAGUAACUACUCAGUCAGUGUGAGAACAAGGUCCAACCAGACAAUAGACGAUAUAUACUGGAGUGAGCCGGCCACCGUCACCUUUCAAACCCCAGCAUCUGCCCCCCUUGAAGCACCAUCAGUAGUGGAGGGUGGACACUGGGUCCAAGAUACAGGGCAGGGCUGUGAUGGCCAGUUCACUUGUGUCACAGUCUACUGGAAGAUUCCACCAGAGCGAACCUGGGCCGGCCUGGUCACGGAGUUUUGGGUCAAUAUUGACAAGCCCAAAUCCCCCAGAGUAACACUUCGUUCUGUUGGAAUGAGCACUUCUUUGCGGCUAGAAGGCAUUGUAGACCAGGCAGAAGGCUACUCUGUCAGCGUACAGAUGGCUAACCAUGUUGGGAUGUCACCAAAAUCCAUGGAUGUUAUUGUGUACCCAUGGAAACAAGCAAGGACAAUGCGUGCAGACUGGGUUUCCGUACAGCAGGCCAGGGACAAUGCCCUGUUGUCAUGGUCACCACCACAUGACCUGUGCCAGGACAUCACCAUGGUUACAUACUUCUGGUGUCAUAUAGUGGCAGGUUCUGAGGCAAACUCUCUGCCAGAUUGCCAGACUUUAGACUGGAGGAAUGUCACAGUGGAUGGACUUUGUGAGCACUCUGUCUAUGAGUGGCUUAACAACACAGGUGACCCAUCAGGCAUGCGCUAUGCUGUCUCCAUAUCAACCAGUAAUAGAACUGGGGGCAUGGUGUGGGACAAAUAUCGCUAUAGCAACUACAAUAUUGUGCCGGUGAAGCCACUUUAUUCUGUGAAGACUGUUCAGGAAGAUGCCCAGUCUUUAGAAGUGGCCACGACCUUUCCAGAUCUUCCAGCCAUAAAUGAAGGGGGACAACCCAGCUUCCUUGGCCUGAUAUAUAGGAAGGUUACUUCCCCUGAUUUAGCUUGUCCUGAAGAUGUAGCACCCCAGCGGUUUCCAGUUGAUUUCACCAACCACACAAUCAUGAUCAACAACUUACAAGCUGGUGCUCAGUAUGUUGUGUGUUUGAGAGCAGAGAAUGAGGCUGGGAACAGUCCUUAUGGGGAACCAAUCUCCAUGCAAUUAAACAAAGCCGAUUCCACUAAGCUGGUGGUCACAAUUGCAGUUGUAGUGUCAUGUCUCAUUGUUUUAAUUGCUGCAACCAUUUUUGGACUCUGUAAAUGCAGAGAAAGAAUAAAAAGGUUUAUCAACAGCAAGAGGCAGAUCAGCCUUACAUUCCUUCACACUAAAGGAAAUGAUGGAAACACGAAUGAGGACACAGACAGUGGUCACUGCACUCAGACAGGGACACCCAUGCUGCAUGUCACCUUGGAGAAGCCUGAGCACUCCAUUAAUGCUGUACAUGUGUCAACAUCUAACGGCUCCUGUUUGUCAGGAUACCUCAAAAUCAAUGGUUCCAGUGAUCUCCUGUACUCAGACAGGGAACCAGGAUUUGAAUUGGUGGAGAGGUCAGGGGGACAGUCAAACCAUGGCUUUGCUGUAGCAAUUGACGAGAAUUUUCACAGCGCUGACACAAUUCAGGAUAAUAAGGACACCCCUGGAGGGUGUCAGCCUCUGGACGAUGUUCGUGCUCCAGUGCAGUCUGGGAAGGACAAUCAUACUAGAUCUCAAGGUGCCGGGGAGUCAGCAGUGAACCUGGAUGUUGUAGUGGAUACUGGAGACAGCGGGUCAGGUAAAGACAAUCUAGCAGAGGAACUCACUGCCAGUCCUGCACUGUCUGGUGCUGCAACUGCUGAUAAAGACUCUGAUAUGGACUCUGACACUACCUCUGUUGUUGAUUCCCAAAGUCAAUAUUUUGGGUCGGAAUAUAAUUCAUGCCCUUAUAGAAAUCCUGAAAACAUUUCAUUGGAUAGCUCAGCUUUCAGUGAAAUAUGUGUAUCCAAUAGCUUCAGGCCUGAAGAUUUUAUAGACUCUCCAUUGAUUAGCCAGACUGAGCUAGAGUUAAAGGAUGAGAUGUGUGAUACUUUUGUAAACUUUGGUUUCAAAAAAGAAGAAAUGACACAACACAUUUCAGUUGUUCAUGAUACUCACUCUGGUGCCAUCCAAGGUCUGUCUGAGUUGUCAUCUAUAGUAAGAGAGCCCCCAGUGGUCGUUGGCAGUGGUCACAGUGGCCUGAAGAGUUCUGGGGACAGUGUCACCUCCUACUCCAUAGCAUGCACCCCUGAGGGAGGGGGCAGGGAGCGGAAGGAGUCUGAUGAUUCGGGACAUUUCUCUCAACAGAAUGCAAACUCACCAAUACCUGACUUCAAAAUUGACCUAGACCCACUAAUUGGGAAAAGCACAAAAAUUGAACUGAAUUCAAAUAUUGGAAACACACAAUUCUAAUAGGUUUUUGUUAUAAUGUGUGUGUUGGUCUAGGUCAUUUUUGAUUUUCAUAUACAUAAGAAGUGAUCAUGAGAUUAUUAGUUGGGCCUAAGUCAUUAUCAUAAUGCUCUGUAUUUCUUCUCCAGGCAGUACAUUGAGAUUCAGUUUUAUUUUAUUUGUGUUAUGCCUUGAAUGAUUUAUUUUAAAAUGUACAAACUACACCCUCCUAGCUGCUCUUUAAGUAAAAUAUAUUGAUUUGAUAGUGCCAAAAUGAUAGCAGUAAGCUGUGUUUUAAAGUUUCUGUGAACUGAACUGUGGUAAUUUUAUCAGAUGUGCCAUAUUAUAUUGUAUAUAUGCAGGGCCUUAUUGUCAUGCACUUUAACACAAGGACACAGGUGUGUAUGUUUUUUAUGACUCAGUUGAAAAAGUAUAUGCUUCUUUCACAUUUAAUUGAUUCAUGUAAAUAAUCUAUCUUUGGUGAAUGUUAAAGAAAAAAUUAUGCUUUAUAUGUAUAGUUUGCAAAUUACUGACAGGCAUGAAAUUGUACUUGUUAUUUUGUAUUUAAAGUAAGGCCUAUAUAUUAAGUGUAUUCAUAACAUUAGGACAAGUAGCAAUUAACAAAUACCUCCAGAUAUAUGGCAAAUCCACAUCAUACCAUGUGCCUAAAGUAUGUGUAAUUAUUGUGUUGUAUGAUUGACUUACCAUGACAACUAUGUUGCCAAAACAGCAGAGUGUCACUUGUUGCUGCUUGUUUCAUUCUUUUUUGUUCACAAUAACAACAAACUACUCCACAGCUCUUGUAAAAGAAGUCCUUGGUAUCACAAACUGGACCAUAGGCCCUUAUGUGUGAAAUUGUUUGAUACUCAUAUUGGAUUGUCAACAAAUAUGGGGGGUUUUAUGCCCCCUUUUCGAAGAAAAGGUGGCAUAUAGUGAUAGGACUGUCCUUCUGUCUGUCUUUCCGUCACACUUUGCGUCUUACACACACGUCUUAGGUUUAGAAAAAUGCUCAUAACUUCUAUGUCCCUUGAGAUAUAACCUUCAUAUUUGGUAUUCAUGUGUAUAUGGACAAGGCCUUUCCAUACGCACAAAAAGUUUGACCCCUGUGACCUUGACAUUGAACUUAGGGUCUGCGUUUAGGUUUCAAAAUCUGCGUUUAGGUUUCGAAAAAUGCUCAUUACUUCUAUGUCCCUUGAGAUAUAACCUUCAUAUUUGGUAUGCAUGUGUAUAUGGACAAGGCCUUUCCAUACGCACACAAACUUUUACCCCUGUGACCUUGACCUUAAACUUAGGGUCCGCGUUUAGGUUUCGAAAUCCGCGUUUAGGUUUCGAAAAAUGCUCAUAACUUCUAUGUCCCUUGAGAUAUAACCUUCAUAUUUGGUAUGCAUGUGUAUACGGACAAAGCCUUUCCAUACGCACAACAUUUUUUACCCCUGUGACCUUGACCUUGAACUUAGGGUCCGCGUUUAGGUUUCGAAAUCUGCGAUUAGGUUUCGAAAUAUGCUAAUAACUUCUAUGUCCCUUGAGAUAUAACCUUCAUAUUUGGUAUGCAUGUGUAUAUGGACAAGGCCUUUCCAUACGCACAAAAAUUUUCACCCCUGUGACCUUGACCUUGAAGUUAGGGUCCGCGUUUAGGUUUCGAAAUCUGUGUUUAGGUUUUGAAAAAUGCUCAUAACUUCUAUGUCCCUCGAGAUAUAACCUUCAUAUUUGGUAUGCAUGUGUAUACAGACAAGGCCUUUCCAUACGCACACAAAUUUUGACCCCUUUGACCUUGACCUUGAACUUAGGGUCCGCGUUUAGGUUUCGAAAUCUGUGUUGAGGUUUCGAAAAAAGCUCAUAACUUCUAUCAAACGUUUAUAGGGGGCAUAAGUCAUCCUAUGGUGACAGCUCUUGUAAUUAUAUUAGAUUAUAAAAGAUGAUAUUCUAAACACGUAUAUUAAGUGUAAAUUUACACAUAUUUUGUUCGAUUUAUAGAUACAGUUUGGAUGCUUUCAUUAUGCCAAUACUGCAGUUGAAAUUACCAUGUACUGCACUCUGAUGACUGCAGUGGUCUACUUGUCUGAAUAUUUCAGGUUUGUGGUAUUAAAACUUUAAAAUGUUCUUUGCAUGAACAUGACAUAGAUUGAUACAUGACAUAGGUUGAUGCAUGACAUGUGUACUCUCCUUUUUUGCUGCUCUUUAAAGCUUGUGUCGAAAAAUAGCAUUACUCAAUGAUUGAUGCAUAGUUAACAAUAUCAAAUAAUGUGUUCAUUAAUUAUUAAUUGCGCUAAAUGUAAUGAAUGUGCAAUGUCUCCUUGUGACAUUUGUUUGCUGGAGAUUAUAAAUAAGUGGUUCAUAUCAUUGGAAUUUAAAUGCUAUGUACAGAAAUGAAUGUGCAAUUUCUCUUUUUGAAUUUUGUCAGCAGGAGAUAGUUUAUUGUUGUUUAAUACUUGUGGUGCAACUUCUUUAGGAAAACAAUUGGAACAUGAACCAAUUACUUGUUUUCUAAUGUUGAUUUAAUACUGUAAAUACUCGCUCAUAAGCCAAGAUAUGUCUUCUUUAAAAAUUGUUUAAAAUGAAAGUCGCAACUUAUGAGGCAUAUCGCUACUUGAUGUUAUGGUUGUUAGUUGUUGUUGUAGCAGUGAAAACUCUUUGAUUUAUUACACAGACAAUCAGAAUUUUCAUGUAAGCAGUUUCUAAGAGUCAGUGGUAUUAAUACCAAUUUCACAAAUUUUCUCAAUCUUUGUGAAUUGACUGUUUGAUGUAAUCAAAAUAAAGCCAAUUCCAUGAAGUUUCUUAUCUAGAAGCCAUCAAAUAGCACCUUUGGCGCCAACCAAAUAGAAUCAUGUGUUUUUAACUCAUUGUCAAUCUUCAAGUGAUGUUACAGCACCACAAUAGGGUAUUUUGAUUGAUUAAUGUUAUCGUAUAAAGUGGAAAUUUUUUACUGCUUUAAUAUCUGGAUUUUGUUAUUUGAAAAAAAAAACGAAAUUGGAUUGUUAUGCCAUUGAAUCUGACAAUCAAAUUAGUGAAGUGGUAAUUUUUCUGUCAAUUAAUGACCCGGAUUCUCAUUUUCCCUUUUUUGUAAUUUCUACACCAGCUAUGAAAUGAACAUUCACACAAUGGCAAAUGUUCGGACCGUUGUAUGCGUUUGUAAAUAGGUGACUCUCAAGUUAAUAAUAUUUGUGCUAGUUAAUAAAACUGGUGUUCGUGUGUUCACUUGCUUGUAGAGGUCUGGUGUUCAAACCCUAGGGCAGACACUUAAACAAAUGUUUUUACUUUUUGUUAUAAUGAUUUAAAACUAUUCAAAACAUUACAUUGUUGUAUAUAAAUUUGUUACACGAUAUUUGUCAAACAUUAAUCUGUGAACGUGUCCUUUAACAGUAUGUGCAGUCAGCAUAAAUUUUAAGCACUUACAAGAAAGGGGCUUGAUUGUUUAUUUUCAUCUCUUUAUUUUGUUUUUGAUCAUAUUUUAAUCUAUCAUCUGAUCAUUGUAUAAAAGUAUUUUAUCAUACAACCUCAUUGAUAUCUGCUUGAUAUAACGUUGCCUGAUAUAUCUUUUCAUAUCAUGGUCAACAGGAAGUUGAGGAUUGUCAUUUUACUCCAAAUCAACUAUAAAGUAAUCAUUUUUAGUAAAAUCGAAUCAGAUUCAACGAAACAAACAUUUGAUACCAAGAUGUUAUAUAUUUCAAACACAACAUGCAACACAAAACAGCAAAAAACAUGUUUUACAAAUAUUAAGCGCGAGUGGUCAUGACGUCAUUAUUAACACGUCAAACAACGAAAGUCAUAUUCUUUCCCGCUAAAACUGCAGCUUUUAUGUGAUUUUUUCAUUAUUUCUUUAAAAUCGGGGACGUAGAGGUAUGAUAAACAGAAAAACAGGUUACUGCCUGAUCUCUUUGUUAUAUAUCAACUCGGCACGAAUAAAAUAACGGCUCGGCAAGCCUCGCCGUAAUAUUAUUCUAAGCCUUGCCUGAUAUAUUACAAAAAGAUCAGGCAGUCGAUCUAACCUGUUAUUCUCUAUGUAUCAAUGUUUUACCUUGUGUAAGCAGUUGUUCAAUAUUCUGAACAUAACUCAUUAAUGAGUUUCGCUUCCGUAUGGUAAGAAAUUACUAAGGGUGUAUAUCCCAUACACCAUCCGUUACUAACAGUGCUACUAAGAAUACUGCAAACAAUUGGUGCCUUGUCAUAUUGUGUUCAAUGAUUUUGUUUCUAGAUAUUUUUCAUUAAAUGUUGAUUACUAAUGAAUAAAUCAAAGCAUUGGAUCAAUGUUAAUUUUGAUAAAUGUUAUACAUGUAAUAAUAAAGAAAAGCAACCUAUUA